Messenger RNA from Gongylonema pulchrum, 438 nucleotides. NCBI's taxonomy places the organism in Eukaryota, Metazoa, Nematoda, Chromadorea, Rhabditida, Gongylonematidae. The record is from the annotation of a GenBank genome assembly.
AUUCAUAGUGAGCCGCCAAAAAUGGUAGUGGAAACCUCAGUGCGCAUAGAUGAAAACAGUGAUUUGAUAACAUGUACAGUUAUGGACACUGAUGGCCGCCAGAAUCGUGCUCAGAUGCAUAUUUUUGUACAGUUUGGACCAAAGGUGAGUGUAGUUGCGGAACAAAUCUACGCGUACGAUGAUCUGUCAGCGGAAAUCCAGUGCAUCGUCUAUGGCUAUCCAGAACCACAGGUGGAAUGGUAUUAUCGCAGAUCAACGAAUGUAGCAAAACCGGAACGUCUUAGUGAUCCAGUUACCGUAAAGAAAACGGCACCAAAUCAAUACCUGUACACGCUUUUUGUAAGUCCAAAUAAUCAUUUUCGUAAAAACCACUUCUGCGAAACAUCUGAAUCAGCGAAAUGGAAAUGUCGCGAGUAUCAAAUCAAAGCUAUUCGCUAA